Molecule: messenger RNA, 1077 nt
Organism: Neospora caninum
Lineage: Eukaryota; Apicomplexa; Conoidasida; Eucoccidiorida; Sarcocystidae
Exons: 3
Coding region: 1-1077 (358 amino acids)
Biological process (GO): fatty acid catabolic process
Molecular function (GO): 2,4-dienoyl-CoA reductase (NADPH) activity
Source: RefSeq, a predicted model, not a curated record
AUGGAGUCUGACAGAAGGCAAUCUUCUUUCCGGCAAGAUUGUGUCCAUGGAAAGGUCGCUUUCAUCACCGGUGGGGGCUCGGGCAUCUGCAAAGAAAUCGCAAAACAAUUCCUGCUCCAUGGCGCCUCCGUCGUUAUCGCCUCAAGGAAUCAGAAGAAACUGCAGGAGGCAGCGGAGCUCCUGAGUUCCGAGACCGGUGGCUGCUGCUUCCCUGUAGCGAUGGAUGUGCGCGACGAACACGAAGUGGCGAAGGCAGUGGACACUACUAUGGCAAAAUUUGGAAAAGUAGACAUUCUUGUGAAUGGUGCCGCGGGAAAUUUCCUGUGUUCCGCUGAAAACCUGACAUACAAAGGAUUCAAGACUGUAAUGGAGAUCGACGCACAUGGCGCAUUCAUUGUGUCGAAAACGGUCUUUGAGAAAUGCUUCAAACCUGCAAUACAGCGCGCCGCAGCUGCUGCAAGUCGCGGAUCAGGAGGGAGACUAGGUGGAGAAAAUGCUUGUGGAAAAGUGAUUCUGAAUAUUUCCAUGACUCUCCAUUAUACGGCCGCACUGCUUCAGACUCACGCUGGGGCAGCAAAAGCGGCCGUCGAAGCCAUGACUAAACACUUAGCCGUGGAAUGGGGGCCGUAUAACAUUAGAGUGAACUGCAUUGCACCAGGACCUAUACGAAAUACCGUCGGCUUAAACAAAUUGAAUCCGUUUCCACAACAAGAAUUAAAAGACGUCCAUGGAAGUAGCGGUGGCAAACCUACAGAGUCGAUGGCGGAAUCUAACUAUGCAGGGCUGUUGUUGGCUGGAGAGCCCAGUGUGUGGGUCAAGAGAGAAUCCCAAGCCGAAGGAAAAAACCGAAACCUUGAUCUGCUACAACGGUUCAUUCCUCUGCAGAGAUUGGGCACUUCGCAAGAUGUGGCGUUUGCGGCCCUCUUUCUCUGUCUCCCUGAAGCAAGCUAUAUCACCGGCGCCAAUAUCGUGGUAGACGGCGGACAGUGGAUGACCACCGGGAAUUUUACCGUUCUUGAACCGCAACAGAAUGCCACCUGGAGGAAUGCACCCUAUCGGAUUGACUCAAGACUCUGA